Aspergillus mulundensis is the source of this 462-nucleotide messenger RNA. RefSeq lists its product as uncharacterized. The record is from RefSeq and is a predicted model, not a curated record. The transcript has a single exon. NCBI's taxonomy places the organism in Eukaryota, Fungi, Ascomycota, Eurotiomycetes, Eurotiales, Aspergillaceae. The coding region runs from base 1 to 462 and encodes 153 amino acids.
AUGAGUGAUACCUCCACUCUCCAACAAGUCACUACCAACCAAUCCAUCACCGAACGACCUCUCUCUCAGUCUACCACUGCCUCCUCAACCACAUCUGCUCUCAAGCAGUCCGAAAGCAAGACCAACAAACUCGCCUACCUAAGCACGCGCACCUCCAACUCUCCCAACAUGACUCGCCCAACUACCCCCCGCUCCUACCCCGUGAGCAUCGACACAUCUGUCCCCCGUGACUCGUUCUCAUCCACAGAGGACAGCCCGCGUCGUACAAGGGGCCCUAUGCAGACCACACCAACCCGUACAAGCUCCAACAAAUCGCGAGCCAGCUCCGAUAGCCGUCGUCGCUACGACAACACUGUCUACCACUAUGGCCGCCACUCAAACUACUGGCUCUUUGGCGGGUUCAGCGUCCGAGACACUGUCCGUGAUGGCGUCGACUGGAUCCGUCAGCAGAAGAAGGGUUGA